Messenger RNA from Symphalangus syndactylus (siamang), 1219 nucleotides. RefSeq names its product rho GTPase-activating protein 5-like. Gene Ontology annotation, molecular function: GTPase activator activity. Gene Ontology annotation, biological process: regulation of cell size; Rho protein signal transduction. The record is from RefSeq and is a predicted model, not a curated record. Gene Ontology annotation, cellular component: cytosol. NCBI's taxonomy places the organism in Eukaryota, Metazoa, Chordata, Mammalia, Primates, Hylobatidae.
AUUAAACCUAAACCAGUUGUACCUAAGACAAAUGUGAAAAAACUGGAUCCAAACCUUUUAAAAACAAUUGAAGCUGGUAUUGGUAAAAAUCCAAGAAAGCAGACUUCCCGGGUGCCUUUGGCACAUCCUGAAGAUAUGGAUCCUUCAGAUAGCUAUGCGGAACCCAUUGAUACAAUUUUCAAACAGAAGGGCUAUUCUGAUGAGAUUUAUGUUGUCCCAGAUGAUAGUCAAAAUCGCAUUAAAAUUCGAAACUCAUUUGUAAAUAAUACCCAAGGAGAUGAAGAAAAUGGAUUUUCUGAUAGAACCUCAAAAAGUCAUGGGGAACGGAGGCCUUCAAAAUACAAAUAUAAAUCUAAAACCUUGUUUAGUAAAGCCAAGUCAUACUAUAGAAGAACACAUUCAGAUGCCAGUGAUGAUGAGGCUUUCACCACUUCUAAAACAAAAAGAAAAGGAAGACAUCAUGGAAGUGAAAAAGAUCCACUUCUUUCUCCUGUUGAAACUUGGAAAGGUGGUAUUGAUAAUCCUGCAAUCACUUCUGACCAGGAGUUAGAUGAUAAGAAGAUGAAGAAAACCCACAAAGUGAAAGAAGAUAAAAAGCAGAAAAAGAAAACUAAGAACUUCAAUCCACCAACACGUAGAAAUUGGGAAAGUAAUUACUUUGGGAUGCCCCUCCAGGAUCUGGUUACAGCUGAGAAGCUCGUACCAGUAUUUGUUGAGAAAUGUGUGGAAUUUAUUGAAGAUACAGGGUUAUGUACCGAAGGACUCUACCAUGUCAGCGGGAACAAAACUGACCAAGACAAUAUUCAAAAGCAGUUUGAUCAAGAUCAUAAUAUCAAUCUAGUGUCAAUGGAAGUAACAGUAAAUGCUCUAGCUGGAGCCCUUAAAGCUUUCUUUGCAGAUCUGCCAGAUCCUUUAAUUCCAUAUUCUCUUCAGCCGGAACUAUUGGAAGCAGCAAAAAUCUCGGAUAAAACAGAACGUCUUCAUGCCUUGAAAGAAAUUGUUAAGAAAUUUCAUCCUGUAAACUAUGAUGUGUUCAGAUAUGUGAUAACACAUCUAAACAGGGUUAGUCAGCAAAAUAAAAUCAACCUAAUGACAGCAGACAACUUAUCCAUUUUUGGCCAACCUUGAUGAGACCUGAUUUUGAAAAUCGAGAGUUUCUGUCUACUACUAAGAUUCAUCAAUCUGUUGUUGAAACAUUCAUUCAGCAGUGUCAGUUUUU